AUGGAAGAUGAUGAUGUAGAGGAUGUAUCUGGUGUCUCUCUCUGUGGCUUUACUGAUCAAACAUCUACAGAUCUUCUGGUUUCUGUCUGUAAUAAAGAUCAGAAGACAUCAGUGAAUCUGCUGGACUGUGGGAUAGAAGUGAAACAAGAAGACACAGAAGCAGAUGAAGGUGAUUUGAUUUAUUCAGAUCAGAAAGCGGUAAAGGAGGAGCUCCGUGAAAUUGAGGAGAAUUCUCAUCAUUUGAUAUCCAAGGAAGAAUCUCUGAGCUGCUCGAAUACUGUGAGGAAUUUGUCACCUAAAAGAAAAAAAAAGAAAAAAUCAACAGCCAAGGAUGCUCUUAUUUGCCCUCAGUGCGGAAAGACCUUCACAUAUAAAUGUGAACUUAAUAAACACAUGAGUGUUCACACUGGAGAAAAACCUUACAGAUGUGAUCAGUGUGGAAAAACUUUCAUUAAUAAAUGGCACCUUAAAAAUCACACGAGAACCCACACUGGAGAAAAACCCUACACAUGUGAUCAGUGUGGAAAAACCUUCACUCGCAAGUCUAUCCUUCAUAAGCACAAAACAAUUCACACUGGGGAAAAACCUUACAGGUGUGAUCAGUGUGGAAAGAACUUCAAGAAUAAAUGGAACCUUUGUGUUCACAUGAGAAUCCACACUGGAGAAAAGCCUUACAGAUGUGAUCAGUGUGGAAAAAGUUUCAACAGUAAAUGUCACUUUAAUGACCACACGAGCAUUCACACAGGAGAAAAGCAUUACAGAUGUGAUCGGUGUGGAAAAAGUUUCAAUAAUAAAUGUCACCUUAAUUACCACAUGAGCAUUCACACUGGAGAAAAACCUUACAGAUGUGAUCAGUGUGAAAAGAGUUUUAUUCGUAAGUUCGAUCUCAAGAGGCACAUGAGUAUUCACACUGGAGACCAUACAGUAGGUGGCGGUAUGCACCUUUCAGUUGGUUUGCAACCCGCCAGUAAACCCACAAAAGAAGAAGAAGAAGAUGAGAAGCUCACAAUGUUCAUCAUGAGAGAUCAGAUGGAUGUGAUGUGCUGUAAAUCAGUAGGAACUGAUCUGUCCAUGCUGGAUAUUGAUGAUUUGAUGACAGAAAUCUCUCAGCUGAAGAAAGAGGUGGCGUUACUGGAGUCAAAGCUCAGACAGAGAGAUGAACUCAACACAAAGGAUGUAUCUGGUGUCUCUCUCUGUGGCUUUACUGAUCAAACAUCUACAGAUCUUCUGGUUUCUGUCUGUAAUGAAGACCAGAAGACAUCAGUGAAUCUGCUGGACUGUGGGAUAGAAGUGAAACAAGAAGACACAGAAGCAGAUGAAGAUUAUUUGAUUUAUUCAGACUUGAUAAAGCCAAAAGAAGAAAUCACAAAUGCAAGAGAACAGACAGAUCAAGAUCCGAAAGCGGUAAAGGAGGAAAUUUCACAACUCAAUGAAAUGGAGGAGAAAACUCAUCAUUUGAUACCCAAGGAAGAAUCUCUGAGCUGCUUGAUUACCACGAGGAAUUUGUCACAAAAGAAAAAGGCAAAAGCCAAAAAUGGUCUUAUUUGCCCUCAGUGCGGAAAGACCUUCACCUAUAAAUGUAAACUUAAUGAUCACAUGCAAGUCCACAAUGGAAAAAAACCUUACAGCUGUGAUCAGUGUGGAACGGCCUUCUCUCGCAAGUAUAGCCUUAUUGUUCACAUGAGACUUCACACUGGAGAAAAACCUUACAGAUGUGAUCAGUGCGGAAAGACCUUCACCUAUGCAUAUAAACUUAUUGAGCACAUGAGAAUUCACACCGGAGAAAAUCCUCACAGAUGUGAUCAGUGCGGAAAGACCUUCAGGAAUAAAUGGAACCUUACUGAGCACAUAAGAACCCACACUGGAGAAAAACCUUACAGAUGUGAUGAGUGUGGAAGGACCUUCAAGAAUAAAUGCUACCUUAAUGUUCACACGAGAACCCACACUGGAGAAAAGCCUUAUAGCUGCGAUCAGUGUGGAAGAACCUUCAAUCACAAGUCUUGCCUUAAUACUCACAUAAGAAUUCACACUAGAAAUUAUUCUGACAGAUGUGAUCAGUGUGGAAAGACCUUCAAGAAUACAUUCUACCUUAAUGAACACAUGAAAAUUCACACUGGAGGAAACCCUUUUAGAUGUGAUCAGUGUGGAAAGGGUUUUAUGCGUAAGUACGAUCUCAAAAGGCACAUAAGAAUUCACACUGGAGAAAAACCUUUUAGAUGUGAUCAGUGUGGAAAGGGCUUCACUAAUAGAUGGCCCCUUAAUGAGCACAUGAGGUAUCACACUGGAGAAAAACCUUACAGCUGUGAUCAGUGUGAAAAGAGCUUCAUUCGUAAGGCACAUCUCAAAAGCCACAUGAGAAUUCACACUGAAAAAAUGUUCAUCAUGAGAGAUCAGAUGAAUGUGACGUGCUGUAAAUCAGUAGGAACUGAUCUGUCCAUGCUGGAUAUUGAUGAUUUGAUGACAGAAAUCUCUCAGCUGAAGAAAGAGGUGGCGUUACUGGAGUCAAAGCUCAGACAGAGAGAUGAACUCAACACAAAGGAUGUAUCUGGUGUCUCUCUCUGUGGCUUUACUGAUCAAACAUCUACAGAUCUUCUGGUUUCUGUCUGUAAUGAAGACCAGAAGACAUCAGUGAAUCUGCUGGACUGUGGGGUAGAAGUGAAACAAGAAGACACAGAAGCAGAUGAAGAUCUGAAAGUGGUAAAGGAGGAAAUUUUACAACUCAAUGAAUUGGAGGAGAAACCUCAUCAUUUGUUACCCAAGGAAGAAUCUCUGAGCUGCUCGAUUACUGUGAGGAAUUUGUCACCUAAAAGGAACAACAACCAACAAGCAACAACCAAUAAUACUCUUAUUUGCCCUCAGUGUGGAAAGACCUUCACAUAUAAAUCUGGACUUAAUGAACACAUGAGAAUUCACACUGGAGAAAAACCUCAUAGAUGUGAUCAGUGUGGAGCGACCUUCACUCGCAAGUCUAACCUUAAUGUUCACAUGAGACUUCACACUGGAGAAACACCUUACAGCUGUGAUCAGUGUGGAAAGACCUUCAAGAAUAAAUCAAACCAUAAUGUUCACAUGAGAAUUCACACUGGAGAAAAGCCUUACAGAUGUGAUCAGUGUGGAAAGAGUUUCAUGCGUAAAAUCAAUCAUAAUGGGCAAAUUAGUCUUCACACUGAAGAAAAGCCUUAUAGAUGUGAUCGGUGUGAAAAAAGUUUCAUGUGCAAGAUCGAUCAUAAUGGGCACAUCAGAAUUCACACUGGAGAAAAGCCUCAUAGCUGUGAUCAGUGUGGAAGAACGUUCACUCACAAGUAUAGCCUUAUUGUUCACAUGCGAGUUCACACCGGAGAAAAACCUUACAGCUGUGAGCAGUGUGGAAAAACCUUCACUCGCAAGUCUGAUCUAAGGAAGCAUACGAAAAUUCACACUGGAGAAAAACCUUACAGCUGUGCUCAGUGUGGAAGAAAGUUCACUCACAAGUAUUGCCUCAUUGUUCACAUGAAAGUUCACACUGGAGAAAAACCUUACAGAUGUGAUCAGUGUGGAAGAAAGUUCACUCACAAGUAUUGCCUCAUUGUUCACAUGAGACUUCACACUGGAGAAAAACCUUACAGAUGUGAUCAGUGUGGAAGAAAGUUCAAUCGCAAGUCAGGCCUUCGUGUUCACAUGAGAGUUCACACUGGAGAAAGACCUUACAGCUGUGAUCAGUGUGAAAGAACCUUCACUCGCAAGUAUUGCCUUAAUGUUCACAUGAUAAUUCACACUAGAGGAAACCCUUUUAGAUGUGACCAAUGUGGAAAGACCUUCAAGAAUAAAUGGCACCUUAAUGGUCACAUGAGAAUCCACACUGGAGGAAAGCUUUAAAAAGCCUGUCAAAUAUGAGAUAAUGAUAUUAAGUGAAUGCUCCUAGCAUGUACUGUAUUAUAUGAUCAUUAAACACUUUAGCUUCAAAUCAGCUUAAUCCCAGCCUCAGGUCAUUCAGAAAUACUGGUUUGUUGGCAGAAUCCAUUAAGAGUAAGAUAAAAAUGCUCAUUGGCAUUGUUAGGCCAUUUUAAGGGGGGCUAAUAAACCUGUUUGCAUGGUUUAUGGUAAAAAUACAUUAUUUUCCAUAUACCGUACAUUUUUGUAGCUUCAGAUAUCCUGGAAAGGAUAAAUCGUGCCAUCGUUUACUUAGGGAUUGUACUUUUUGCAUAUCGUUAAUGUACUAAUUCACACUUACAAACCAAAGAAAAUGUAAAUCAUGAAUUGGAGAAUAGUUGCUCUUUAAAGUGCGCUAUUGUUGGGUAGAAAGUGCCAUGGCACGCAUACAAUGCGUAUAGCUUUUAUUCAAGGCGGCAGUUUGGUCCAACACAGUAAAUCUCAUCAUCAUACAGUAAGAAAUUAACUUUAGAAAUAAAAACAUGGAGUUGAGUUUUGUUAUAAAACAAUAAAAAGUGAAAGAGAAAGCCAAAUCUAUAAUCUUUAUUCAGUCUAUGCUCAGUCUAUUCACAUUUUUAGACUUUAUUCAGGAAAUGUAAAAUCGUGAAUCAGAGGAUAGUUGCUCUGUAAAGAGGACCUAUGGUCUGAUUCACGUUUUACUUUGUCUUUUUUAGUACAUGUUAAUGAUAUGCAAAAAUUUUUUAAACUGUAAUAAUUGCUCAUUUUAAAGUAAUAUUAUUUGUAUUUAACAUCAACUUAAAUUUUUUUGUACGUUUCACGCUUAACUCUAACUAUGAUUUACUUAAUAUUUUUAUUU
Messenger RNA from Paramisgurnus dabryanus, 4726 nucleotides. The record is from RefSeq and is a predicted model, not a curated record. Lineage: Eukaryota; Metazoa; Chordata; Actinopteri; Cypriniformes; Cobitidae.